Zychaea mexicana is the source of this 1645-nucleotide messenger RNA. RefSeq names its product DHBP synthase RibB-like alpha/beta domain-containing protein. Gene Ontology annotation, biological process: regulation of translational fidelity. Lineage: Eukaryota; Fungi; Mucoromycota; Mucoromycetes; Mucorales; Lichtheimiaceae. The transcript has a single exon. The coding region runs from base 200 to 1450 and encodes 416 amino acids. The record is from RefSeq and is a predicted model, not a curated record. Gene Ontology annotation, cellular component: cytoplasm. Gene Ontology annotation, molecular function: double-stranded RNA binding; tRNA binding; nucleotidyltransferase activity.
UUUUUCCAAUGCAUCAUCACUACUGCUGUAUCACUCUUUGUACUGUACAUAUCAAAUACACACACACACACACACACACACAACAUGCUGUUGCUUUCUCAUCACACAAAGGGCGUAUUACGCAAAGCCACAUUCUCGAAUUUGAGGGGUGUAAUUCAUCCCGUUUCGGUCUUUUUUUUUGUAAUCUUGUUUUUCGUUCAUGCGACGUCUUUUUAAUACUCUCUUUUAUAAGCAACAGCAACGCACACGCCUUCAACUUUUCUCUUUCAAUUAUACCCCAACCAUGGCAGCACCUUAUCAUACCAAAAUCGUCCCAGUCAACCCGUUGCAUUUUCAGUUUGAGCAAACAACACACGGCGACGACUUUGCCGAACAAAACGCCAAACCCGUCAUUGCCGAUCCAAAGGAUCAAACGGCGAUCGAAGAAGCAGCUCAACUGCUAACAGCCGGAGAUGCUGUGGGCAUACCUACCGAGACCGUGUAUGGUUUGGCAGCCAAUGCAUUAUCCGCUGAUGCCGUUGCCAAAAUCUUUGCUGCCAAAAACCGACCUCAAGACAAUCCACUCAUUGUCCAUGUUUCUUCGCUUGCCAUGCUGAAACGCAUUCUACCCAACAAUACGAUCCCACCUGUCUAUCAGCAAGUGAUUAAGCACCAUUGGCCCGGUCCGUUGACGAUUAUUGUUCCAACGAGCGAUCUGAUCCCAACUCAAAUUACAUGUGGCCAGCCCACCGUGGCUGUUCGGUUCCCUUCACACCCAGUCGCGCGUGCUCUUAUUAACCAAUGCGAUUUCCCGCUUGCUGCGCCUUCUGCCAAUUCGUCGGGUAAGCCUUCGACGACACUCGCAAGCCAUGUAUUUGACGAUCUGAAGGGCCGCAUCCCGUUGAUUCUGGAUGGUGGUCCUUGUAACGUGGGCGUGGAGAGCACGGUGUUGGAUGGAUUGCGGAAUCCACCGGCGAUUCUGAGACCAGGCGGCGUCACCUAUGAGUCAUUGAGUUCUUUACCCGGGAUGGAAGGCCUGCAGGUGUAUCGGAAGGAUUUCAUCGAUCGUGCACUGGAACAAGCGCCUACAACACCCGGUAUGAAGUAUCGUCAUUAUUCGCCCGAGGCCAAGGUCAUCUUGCUCGAGAAUGCAGCGGACCCACAUACAUUUGAGCGACAGUGGAAGCAGGAAUUAGAAAAGCAAGAGAAGCCUGUGCGUCGAUUGGGAUUGUUGGUCACUUCAAAAGAUACACCAUCAGUGGUCAAUCAUCAAGGCGUGGAAUGUAUCCCAGUGUUUAUGGGUCGUGGCGAACAUCCAGAAGAAGUGGCACGAGGCGUUUUCAAAGGCCUGCGUGACCUCGACACGCAGAAUGUGGAUCUGAUCUUUGUACAGGGCAUACCAGAGACAGCGGAAGGUAUGGCUGUCAUGAAUCGACUACGUAAAGCCGCCUCAAAAGUCAUAGAACUGUAAAUAGAAUUUGUUCUUUUCUUCCUUCCUUAUUUUUGCUCUUGUACCAUAUAUUUUCUAUUGACUACUAUCUUCCCCACCCCCCACUCCUUCGCCCAAGAAUACAUUAACCCUUUCUUUGUAUACACAGCCUUAUUAUUCAAUCUAUUCUUAAUACAUACAUUGCACAUGCUAUAUAAAAGAAAAACAACCUUUGCU